UACACCACACUCUACAAAGUUAUUGUAAUUGAUUGCAACCAACAAAGUUAUAAAUUCAUUAAAGGUACUUAACCAAGCUUUAGCUUGUAGAUAUGUUGUUUAAAAUAACGUUUGUAAGAAGAGGCGAUGGUCAAGAAGUUCAGUCAUAAAAAGUUUUACAAGAGAGUUGAAAAAUUAGUUGUCAAACUCUUAGGCCACGAGCAGAUGCCUGUGAUCCUAGUCCCCCGCCAUGAGUGGCACGCUCGCUCCCCCAAGGACUACGUUCUACAGGACCAUCCUGUCAAGUGUAUCUGUGUGUACUACAGAACUGACAUGGCGGAGUGUGUUGAUGACAACACGUGUGUGCGUAGAGUAAUGGACAUGCAGAGAAUACAUAUGGAGGACGAUGACGACAUUAUGUACAACUUCAUAAUCGGGGGCAACGAGAAGGUGUUUGAAGGACGAGGGUGGUUUCACAGAUCAUCCACCAAACUACCUUGGGCUCGUUACCAUGGCAACAGGAUAGACAUAGCUUACAUAGGCAACUACAACGGCAAAAAUGACCUGCCUUUUCAAAUGCUGGAGCAACAAUUGAAUUUGGUCAUGUUUGGACAAGAAAAGGGCUACAUCGUAAAAAACUACACGAUGAUUGAGGAAACACACAAGUUUCUGUAGAAUUUAAUGUUGCUCAGCUGGUUGUUAAAUCUACAUACGUUAAUUGUGGAGAAGGAAAGGAACAUGAUAGUUAGAGUACUUUUGAGGUACAGAACUUUGAUAAAAGCCAAUUUGGUUUUGCUACUUGCUCGUGGUAUACAGGUUCUACUAAUGGUCUUAGGCUAGACUCAUUGUCUUGUUUUUCAACCAGUACAUUUUUGAGUUGUUAAUUAAACUAAUUACUGGUUGCAAAACUACUUUGAACAGACUUAGAAUAUUACUGGUAAAUGAAUUUGACAAUCUUGAACAUUUUCAGACAGAAACAAUAUUAUUCCCACGAAAUCGAUGGAAUGAAACUACUGUACAAUAGACAGGCAAAAACAUACAAAUUAAAUAUGUUUCAAAUACCGAGUCCUCAAAACUUGUGUUUAUUCUCUCCCGUAAGUCUGGUUGGCAAACUAGCACGACGUUUCUUGUUUAUUAAAUUGUAAUUAUAUUUUCCUUCAAUGCAAUUUACAAAUUAAGAAACAAAAUCGGCUGAGAAAACAUAAUUAAAGCAAGGAGACAUUACUAAACAUUUAUUUUGAGUUUUACAUUUAUUUGAAAUGUGUCAAAGUAAC
This is a messenger RNA of Macrosteles quadrilineatus (aster leafhopper), 1253 nucleotides long. RefSeq names its product peptidoglycan recognition protein-like. The transcript has 4 exons. Lineage: Eukaryota; Metazoa; Arthropoda; Insecta; Hemiptera; Cicadellidae. Gene Ontology annotation, biological process: peptidoglycan catabolic process. Gene Ontology annotation, molecular function: N-acetylmuramoyl-L-alanine amidase activity; zinc ion binding. The coding region runs from base 127 to 654 and encodes 175 amino acids. The record is from RefSeq and is a predicted model, not a curated record.